ACACAGUUGCGCGUGAAAGUGUGUGUGUUGUUUUUUUUGGAUAUGAGCUUCUUAGGAAGAUGCUGCGGAAGAAGCUCCCCACAAGUUAACGUAUUUGCAAAGAGGUCCUUCAAAUCUCUCAAAUUUCCCGGGGAGUCCCUCGAUGACAUCACCUCUCCUGCUCUCGUUCAUGGCAUUCAUGUCUUCCACUGCCCAGAUGAAGUCGGAAUCGUUGCCAAAUUAUCGGAAUGCAUAGCUUCAAAGGGCGGCAACAUUCUUAAUGCCGAUAUUUUUGUGCCCGAAAAGGAGAAUGUUUUCUACUCCAGAAGUGAGUUCGUCUUCGACCCCGCUAAAUGGCCGAGGGUGCAAAUGGACGAGGAUUUCUCAAAGCUUUCAAAAACAUUCAACGCAAUGAAAUCUGUCGUUCGAGUCCCCAGUCGAGAUCCAAAAUAUAAAAUCGCUGUCUUUGCUUCAAAGCAGGAUCAUUGUCUUGCCGAUUUGCUGCACGGGUGGCAGGACAAAAGGCUACCGGUAGACAUUACAGCUGUCAUAAGCAAUCACGAUAGAGGUCCAAAUACGCAUGUGAUGCGAUUUCUUGAAAGGCAUGGAAUUCCUUACCAUUUUUUGGACUCGAAUAAAGAAGACAAAAACGAAGGAGAUAUUUUGAAUUUGGUUGAGGGUACCGACUUUCUAGUACUUGCUAGAUACAUGCAGAUACUCUCGAGAAAUUUCUUACAAAGUUAUGGAAAGGAUAUAAUUAAUAUUCAUCAUGGCCUGUUGCCAUCUUUCAAGGGAGGGAAUCCAUCGAAACAGGCGUUCGAUGCUGGUGUGAAAUUAAUCGGUGCAACAACUCAUUUUGUGACCGAAGAACUUGAUGAAGGCCCCAUUAUCGAGCAAAUGGUGGAGAGAGUUUCACACAGGGAUAAUCUACGAAGUUUCGUGCAGAAAUCGGAGAAUUUGGAGAAGCAAUGCCUUGCAAAAGCAAUUAAGUCAUACUGCGAACUGCGUGUAUUGCCUUACGAGAAAAACAAGACCGUUGUUUUUUGAGAAACCUGUAUGUAUUCCCCAUUUAUCUCAUUCUUGAUACAACUUCAAUACUUUUUAAUCAGAACCCAUUUUUUUUUUCUGCA
Messenger RNA from Erythranthe guttata (spotted monkey flower), 1109 nucleotides. Its product is annotated as Formyl transferase. Gene Ontology annotation, biological process: 'de novo' IMP biosynthetic process. Lineage: Eukaryota; Viridiplantae; Streptophyta; Magnoliopsida; Lamiales; Phrymaceae. Gene Ontology annotation, molecular function: formyltetrahydrofolate deformylase activity. The record is from RefSeq and is a predicted model, not a curated record.